Messenger RNA from Gongylonema pulchrum, 345 nucleotides. NCBI's taxonomy places the organism in Eukaryota, Metazoa, Nematoda, Chromadorea, Rhabditida, Gongylonematidae. The record is from the annotation of a GenBank genome assembly.
AUGUCUUUUACGCUGUGCCAUUCCUAUGUUACUGGAGAAAUGUCAAGUUUCGUAUCGAAGGUGUACAUGUGUUCUUUCAGGAUUCGUGAUGAGUUUAUUGAGGUGAAAAUGGAAAAGUUUGAUGGCUUUGAAUACACAAAGAAAGAUCUUAUUGGUCACGGCGCAUUUGCAAUCGUCUACAAGGGUCGAUAUGCCGAUGUAAGCUCUCAAAAUUUCUCAUUCUGUUUGACUUACAUGCGCUUAAAAUUAGCGAGAAAAGCGCAGUUGCGCAGGCAGAAAUUGAACGAUUUUUUUGAGAUGCAUUCAGGAGUCAAGUGCUGCAGAUUCUGUUGCCCGGAGCAGUAG